Molecule: messenger RNA, 1980 nt
Organism: Capra hircus (goat)
Lineage: Eukaryota; Metazoa; Chordata; Mammalia; Artiodactyla; Bovidae
Gene: ARL2BP
Product: ADP ribosylation factor like GTPase 2 binding protein
Exons: 6
Coding region: 177-668 (163 amino acids)
Biological process (GO): maintenance of protein location in nucleus; positive regulation of tyrosine phosphorylation of STAT protein
Cellular component (GO): mitochondrial intermembrane space
Source: RefSeq, a predicted model, not a curated record
CGUGGGAGGGCUGGGAGGCCCGGCUGGGCCGUGAGCCGGCCGUGGGCUCGGCGGCGAGGCCUCCCGGAUGCCGGUUGGAGCUCUGCGGUGCAAAGCAGGGGCUGCGCCCGGGCCGCAGGCAAGGGUAGAAAGCCAACGGGUUCGCUCCCCGACGCGCGGUGGAUGCGGCGGCGGCGAUGGACGCCCUAGAGGAAGAGAGCUUCGCGCUGUCCUUCUCUUCCGCCUCUGAUGCAGAAUUUGAUGCUGUGGUUGGAUAUUUAGAGGACAUUAUCAUGGAUGAUGAGUUCCAGUUAUUACAGAGGAAUUUCAUGGACAAGUACUACCAGGAAUUUGAAGACACGGAAGAGAAUAAGCUCACCUACACGCCUAUUUUUAAUGAAUAUAUUUCUUUGGUAGAAAAGUAUAUAGAAGAACAGCUGUUGGAGCGGAUUCCUGGAUUUAACAUGGCGGCUUUUACUACAACUUUACAGCACCAUAAAGAUGAAGUGGCUGGUGACAUUUUUGACAUGCUGCUCACAUUUACGGAUUUUCUGGCUUUUAAAGAAAUGUUUCUGGACUACCGAGCAGAAAAGGAAGGCCGGGGACUGGACUUGAGCAGUGGUUUAGUGGUGACUUCACUGUGCAAAUCAUCUUCUGUGCCAGCCUCCCAGAACAAUCUGCGGCCCUAGGUCCCACCUUCAGGCUCUGGACUCUUCCUGGACAUCACCAGCUCAAUAGACUGGGAGAGGCUUUGGCUAAUGAUGUCAGAAGAAUACAUCUUGGAAAGACUGACUGUUCUGCAACUCUUCAUUGAUGUGAAGUAGUGAUGGGUCAGAAGAUAACUAACUGACCUUCCUGGGACAAGACAUUCUUGUUUUUGGUAACCCUAGUACUCCUCCCUGAGUAGACCCCUCUCUCAGGCUUCGGAGUCUGGCUCCUGCAGCAAACCCAAGUCCAGCAUUCUACCUGGGAUGCCCAUCCCCAGCAUUCAUGUCAGGGUGUCCAUGUUGGGAAAAUUCACCAUCAAUUCUCUUGGCCCAGCAGGCCUUACAUGUCCCAGGAGGCUUUUCGUGCAUUCACAGCUCUUUAUAUGGAUCACAGUUUGAGUCCUACAGCCUCAGUGGGGGUUUUGACUGGGAGGAUUUAUCUAGGGGUUAACUGCAGCUAGCUGCCCAUCUCAGGAUUUCUGAAAAUCCUACCAUCACAGCUAGAAGGAAUCAACUUACAGAGAUUUCCUUUACCUAAAAGCUACAUGGGAUGAUCAGUUCCUAGUCUUAGGUGGGCAGUCUUUGCAUCACUGUCUUCUACAGGUCCAGAUGUAGUCCCAUUGUUUCCAUAACCCUCGUAUACAUGUUUUUGAAAAAAUAUUUUUAUAGAUGAAUACUCAGGCUAACCUAGUGGAUACAAUCUUGGAACUUCCAUGAUUACCCACUUCAAGAUCAAAGUAUUAUAUGCUGUGUGCUUUUUAGCUGUUAGUGCUAUGAAAGCUAAAAUGCUUUCUACCUUGGUGGUCCAUUUUACUGGGUGCCAGUGAAUGUAUGCUGGAAGUAGUCUAAAAUAUAUCCUUUUCUUAGAGCAUGUUCGUGUUUGUGCAGGUUUGCUUAAAACCCUUUCUGUGUAAAUCAGCUCCUUAGGUUUGGGGUAGGGGCUCUGCACUUCCUUCUUGGCUGUCAAAAUAAUCCUACCAAGAUAGUGUUCCAUGGUCUAGCUUAGCACAAGUAGGAGAUAGCAAACAGCUUUACUGGUCAUACUGCUUAGAUUCAGUACAUCGUCUUCUUACAGUGUUGGAUAGAACAUUACUGGCCGGCCGGAAAACAUGAGUGAAAGAAAAAAUGUAGUAGUUCAAUACCCAAUGUGUACUUAGUUUUUUGUUUUUAUUUUUAAAGUAAAAAUAGGAAUCUCUACUAACUUUUCAGUUGACUUUUCGUUUUAAAGGAUGAGCUACAGGCUGUGUGUUUUUCUGUACCGACAUGGCACUUAUUAAAUACUUUUGUACCAUGA